CCAAUCUCAGAUCUGUGGAACUCAUCUUGGGUUUAUUGGAAGAACGAAAAUUUUGGGAAAUUUCGAGCCACUCUUCCUUCGCCCUGGAAACAUAUCGAUAUAUAACAGUUUUUGGCUACCGAUACGCGAUAUCGUUUGUUAUUUUUCCGUUGGGCUCUUGAUGUGAGCAUUCGCAAUUGCAAUCCGUAACUAGUUUUAUAUCAUGACCGAGGCAAUGCCAACAUAUAACAGCGAUUCGGUGGCGCCAAGGUUUAAGUACCAGCGCAUUCGCAAUGAUAAUCUGCGACAAAUACUCAAAACCGAUGUGAUCACCUGCAGUGCUGUACAUUCCAAGUUUCUGAUAGUUGGCACAAACCGAGGAUAUGUCUAUAUGUUGAAUCACGAAGGUAAAUCAGUGGAGUCUAAUUUGAGCAGUGGCAAAAGUCACACUCAUUCUAUGGCGGUAAACCACAUCGAUGUGGAUCCUUGCGGUGAAUAUGUGGCCACAUGCUCCGAUGACGGUCGCGUCAACAUUACGAAAUUAUUCAACUGGAAGAACAAUCGAAGUUUCAUUUCGGGCAAGUUUAUCAAAGCGAUUGCUUUGGCUCCCGAAGACAAAUCCAGCAGGCGUUCUUUUGUUGUGGGGAACGAUAAGCUCACUCUCUAUGAACCCAACUUGCUACAUCGUCUAAAGCCUAGGGAAUUGUGCGCUGUGGAAGGUAGCGUGUUGUCCAUUAGCUGGCAGGGCUAUUUUGUCGCUUGGGCGAGUCAUUUGGGAGUAGGUGUCUAUGAUCUGAGAGAGAAAUGUUCGCUGGGACUGAUGAAAUGGGAGGUGCCAACGCAAGCACGUCAAGAAAACUUUCGCUGCCACCUACGUUGGUCGAAUCCAACGACGUUGUUGAUCGGCUGGGUGGACACCAUACGCAUUUGUGUGAUACGGAAAGGCGAUGCAAUGGAAACAUCCUCUAACAACUUGCCCGGCUAUGUUUUAGAUCCAGGUGGACCUGUGUAUGGCUACAGUUUCUUUGUAAAUAAUUUAAUAAUAUCUUUUUCAGUUUCCACAUUUCAAACAUCUUUCCACAUUUGUGGUCUGGCGCCGCUGGCGGCCAAUCAGUUUGUUGUGCUAGGAUAUCGUAAGGAACGCAGCGUGAACAAUAAAGCAUUGCGUCCUGUGCUCUGUGUUAUUGAGUACAAGAUGAAUGCAUUCGAGGAAGUUUGUACAGAAAACAUAAAUCUGCAGGGCUUUGAGGAGUACACAGUCAAUGAUUAUAACCUGGGCUCUAUUACUGAGGAGAAUCGUCUCUUCAUCAUUACGCCCAAGGACAUUGUCGUGGCCAGCCUGGCUAGCACAGAUGAUCGUCUAGAGUGGCUGAUUGGGCACAACAAAUUUGAAGAAGCUAUGGAAAUGUCAACACAAGGUUGUAGUCUUUCACUGCUGUCCGUGGCCAUAAUGUAUAUAAACCACUUGUUGGAUAUCAAAAAAUAUGAAGACGCAGCAAAGUUGUGUCUUCGUGAGCUGGGUAACAACAAAGCCCUUUGGGAAGAACACGUCUUGAAGUUUGCCAAGUGUCAGCAACUGCGCUGUCUGAGUGCUUAUUUACCCACAUUGGAGGAUUGUACCAUGGAUCCACAUUUCUAUGAAAUGGUACUGUUCGAGUUUCUCAAGUUCGAUGUUAAUGGAUUUCUUAAACUAAUUAAAGAGUGGCCACCGCAGCUGUACGAUGGCUGGGCCAUUAUUAAUCUCAUACAUGAAACUUUUAGGAAACAAAGUACCAAUGAGUUGCUGGAGUCCAUAGCCCUAUUAUAUAUCUAUCAAGGCGAUUCUAACAGCGCAUUGCGCUAUAUGUAAUGUCCAUAUAGUAUAAGAUUCAAGGAUAUUUUCUUGCACCUAUUAAAUAUGUUCUUUGCUUUCUUUUCGCAUCUGUAAAAAUUCACUAUUAAUAAAACUUUACAAAAUAAA
Molecule: messenger RNA, 1939 nt
Organism: Drosophila nasuta
Lineage: Eukaryota; Metazoa; Arthropoda; Insecta; Diptera; Drosophilidae
Product: vacuolar protein sorting-associated protein 41 homolog
Exons: 7
Coding region: 203-1828 (541 amino acids)
Biological process (GO): macroautophagy; protein targeting to vacuole; endosomal vesicle fusion
Cellular component (GO): HOPS complex; late endosome
Molecular function (GO): protein binding
Source: RefSeq, a predicted model, not a curated record